AAAAGAAGGAAAGGGAACUAUCAGAUAGCAGAAAGAAAGAGAAAGGAAAAAAGGAAAGCUUGCUGUUGCUGAGAAGGAAAGAAGUAAAAUUACUAUUCAACCCUAAAACCAAAACCCCUCUUUCACUGCUCAUUCAUCAUCACCAACAUCAAUUCAUUCUGCAAAAUUCAGUCUUCUUAACUUUUUAUGUUUUAUUUUUUUUGGGGAAAAAAAUGGUGUCUUAGGGUUUACUUUUGUUUUGAUCCACAACAACUCAUCUGCACUCUUGAAAAAGUUAAAAAAAAAAUGCUUUUUUGAGUUCACUUGUGUAUAAUUUCACAACCCAUUUUUGCAUUUUGCUGAUCUGUACAAAUUCUUGCAGAUCCAGCUUUGGGUUUACACUCUUUCUUGAUCUUUUUCUUGUUUCAAGUUCAGAUUUUUCUUCAAAUUUCAAGCUUUGUGGUGUUAUUGGAGUAGUGGGGUUUGAGUGUUUUGUUCUAAUUUUAGUUUUGAUGAGUUUGUAAGCUCAAGUGGAGCUGUUAAUUGGCUUGCUUUUGUUUAAUUUGUGAUUGGGUUAGGGUUCUUGAGGUACCUCCUUGUGGAAUUUUGCAUUCUUUUUGUGUGUGGGGUGUUCCUGCUUGAUUUGCUUAUAGUGAUUGGAUAUUUGAAGUUGAACUGUUCUUGUUGUUGCCAAGAUUCUGUAUAGAGUUGACUGAGUGGCCGAAAGUUUAGUUUUGGCCUUAGAUUUUGGAAUUGAAAUCAGUUUCAGCCACAAAGUGCAAGGUGGCAAGGACUAUUUCUUUUGCCUUCAUGUUCCAGGUGUAUGUAGUUUGAAGUAAGUUGAAUUCCCACUUUGAGAUUUCUGUGUUAACUUAAGUUAGCUGAGAGGGGGUCUAUGUGAAGUGGUUGAACUCUUGCUUAAUUGUUCAUGGGGGACACAAUAUGCUCUUUUGGUUUGGGGUUUCUAGGGGAGUUUGAUUGAUUAGUAUUAGGGUGAGCCGACACUGACACUGUUAUGCCUCCUUCACCGGCUAUGAGAUGCUCUCCUGGAAGGGAGCUCAGGGCAGAAAAUCACAAGAGAGGGCGCAGUCUUGAAAGUGGGAUUCAUUUGAGGGACAAGGAUGAUGAUCUUGCCCUGUUUAAUGAGGUGCAAACCAGGGAAAGAGAUAAUUUCUUGCUUCAAGCAAAUGAUGAAAUCGAAGACUUAUUUUCUACUAAAUUGAGGUAUUUUUCGGAUUAUAAGCUGGGAAUAUCAAUUCCAGCUCGAGGAGAGAGUAGUGACCUUCUUAAUGCGGAAGGCGAUAAGAAUGACUAUGACUGGUUAUUGACCCCUCCGGACACUCCUCUUUUUCCUUCUUUGGAUGACGAGAUUCAUGAGAGACGCCCGACAAAUCAUGAGCAGAGGGGACGGCCUAGAAGCCAACCCAUUUCAAUCUCUAGAUCAUCAACGAUGGACAAGAGUCACAGAAGUAGUAGAGGUAGUGCCAGUCCGAAUCGCCUUAGCCCGUCUCCUAGGUCUAGCUAUACUGCCGAUCAAUCAAGAGGAAGACCAUCUUCAGCACCUCAUUCAAGUCCACCGCCUAACUUGCGGCAUUCUACUCCGACAAGGAAACCGUCUCCCUCACCUAAGAAAUUCUCAACACCUCCUCCAAGGUCCUCUACACCAACUCCUCGGAGGUUGAGCACAGGCUCCAGUGGUACUGCUGCUCCAUCGCAAGUGAGGGGCUCCUCUCCUGUCAAGACUAGUAGAGGAAACUCUGCAUCACCGAAGAUAAGGGCGUGGCAGUCAAAUAUUCCAGGAUUUUCCUUGGAGGCACCUCCCAAUCUUCGUACUUCACUGGGUGAUCGCCCUGCUUCCUAUGUGAGAGGGUCUUCUCCUGCAUCCAGAAGUGGAUCAAGGUCUGGAAGACAAUCAAUGUCCCCGACUGCUUCUCGAAGUGUCAGCUCAUCACAUAGUCAUGAUCGUGACCCUUUUAGCUCUCACAGUAAAGGGUCAGUUGCAUCGUCUGGUGAUGAUGACUUAGAUUCUCUACAAUCCAUUCCUGUGAGCCGUUCAGAUCGUUCAGGUCCAAGAAGUAUCAGUGGAUUCCAAAAUAAGAAAGCUCUUGGUCAUUCAAAGAAGUCCACAAGAGUAGUGUCCUCUAGUUCUGCUCCAAAGAGAUCCUUCGACAUGGCAAUCCGGCAAAUGGAUCACAGGAAAUCUCCCCAGAAUAUGUUCAGGCCUCUCUUAUCAAGUGUCCCCAGUUCAACCUUCUACGCUGGAAAAACAAGCACCACACAUCAUUCUAUAAUCUCCAGAAACUCCUCGAUCACAAGUAGCAGUAAUGCUAGCUCUGAUCAAGCUACAACUGGACUACAUGACAAUGAAGGAAUUGAACAAAACCAGGAGGAUAUAGGUAAUGAUCAAGUAAAGACAACAUAUGCUGAUUUGCAGGAUGAAGUUUUUGUCCUUGACAAGGCUGAUUCUACAAGUGAAGAUCUCGGGAAACAAAUCUAUAAUAGGGGCUCUUGCAGUUCACUUGGUGAUCCUGAUGGUGACCCGAGGGUUGAUUCUCUACUUGUUGGCUCUAAAAUUUGCAGUCCACAUGAUAAAGCUUUGGAAAUGGUAGUAGAUGUGGAAGUUUUGAACUCGAAUGCAAGUGUGACCCGCGUGAAUGCUCUAGAAGAUGCUGUACUGUGUUCUAGAUGUGGUCAAUGGUACUAUUACACUGGAUCACUUGAUGGAGAUUUGAAGCUUUGUCCAGAUUGUGUUCAUUCAGAAGUACAAUUGCGUGCUACUCCCCCAUUAAGUCUGGUAGUUGGUGAGAAUUCUCCUGAAACUUCGACAGCAAUCCUAGACAGAUCAGUUGACAGUUUUGAAUCAGCUGGGAAUUCACAUGAUUCCUCAGAAGCAACUGGCAAUAAUAAAUUGGGGGAUUAUCAUCAUAGAUUGAGUCCAGAUGAGGGUGAGAAAGCUUAUAUGAAGUCGAAUGUAAAUGAAGGUGUGCAAAGCCACCAAGCAAUGGCUCAAUCACCCAAUGCUGAUAUCAACUCCAAGCUUGUUCAGAAUGCUGAAAAAAGAGAAGGUGCAGGUAUUUCAGUGCUGCUGAAUAGAUCAAGUAGUGGGAAGGGGAACAUUGUUCAGAACAGGACACUUUCUGCCACUAAUAUAAAUUAUGAUGAUUUAUCAUAUGUACGAGAUGCAGUGAACAACAGCUUGAGAAGCUCCACUGGAUAUGGUAGUGCUUCUGCUUCAUCAUCCAUUGAUUUGGGUUCCGCUGGUCAUACAGAAACUCGCUUCCAGCGGCAAUUAAGUGGAAGGAAACUUGACUUGGAAAAUUAUCGGAAUCAGAAUGAUAGAAAGCUCCAAAGCUCCAACUCAUCCUUGUCUGGAAUUUCAAAUCAUGCAGUACAAACUUUAAGCAUUGUGACAAGUUUCCUUGAAGAGUCCUUCGAAACGUCUGCUUCUGCCGACUUACAAAAGAAUAUUGAGAUAGCAUAUGUUGAUCGAGAAAAAGAACUACUUCAAGGAGAAAAUACAAAAGUGGACAACUUAUGCGUUGAGGUUGAGAGUGAUGAUAAUUGUAGAAUUGCCUCCAAGUCAGUGGAUCACUCAGGAACUGUGCCAUCAGUUGCAAAUUUUGAGGAGUCCAGUUCAUAUAUGAAUUGUGAUAACUUGGCUAACUCGGACAAUUCUGUGAAUAUGGAUCCUUGUGAUUUGAUUUCUGAAACUCAUCCUAUUGAGGAAGACGUGUCAAAUUCAUCGGUUGAUAAAGUAGAGAUUGUGGCUUCUUUGAAUCAGAGCUCACUACAUGCAAUAUCUGAGCUGGAAAUUGAGAAUGGACAUGUGGGUUCUCUUGAUUUACAAUCUGAUGUUUGCUCCUUGCAUUCAGAGAGCAGCAUCGAUGAAUUAAAUGAGCAGUCCUUGCAUGCAGCGUCUGGUGAUGGCAAUGAAAUAUUAGCAUCUGUUGACAAAGCUGAUUCCAUGGAUCACAAGGACAUCGUUCGUGAAGAAUCAACUGUUACACUGGAGGGGCAAGGAGGUAACAAGCCAAGAAGCUUGACACUAGAAGAAGCUACUGAUACAAUACUGUUUUGUAGCUCCAUUGUACAUGACCUUGCAUAUCGAGCUGCUAACAUAGCUAUUGAAAAAGAGGAUUCAGUUCUGUUGAAAGAUUCCCGGCCCACGGUGACUAUAGUGGGCAAAGCGAAUUCUGACAGAAGGGAUCCGCGUGGUAGAAUCUCAGGUAGACGUAAUUCUAAGUCAUCUCAAAAGGCUAGACAGAAGAUGGAGGUGGACACGAAACCUCCUCAAAGCAACGCCAACACGGAAAGUGAUGAGAAAAUGGACAAAUCCACGACUCGCAUUGUUGGUGCUCCUAUUAAAGGUGACAGCUUGAAUCCUCCAAAGCUGGAAUCCAAAUGCAACUGCACCAUAAUGUGAUUACUCCCAGAGUUGCUCCUGAUUAAUGCUUGGCCAAUUUUAUUUUGGUGAUCAGCAGUUCCUUUUUUUUUUUUUUGUUUGUUUUGCAUUAUUUGUAAGAAGAAAUAUAUAUAUGUUUCUAAUAACAUAAUCAUUGUAAAGCUUAAUUGAUUGUUAGGGAGAUAAUAGCAAAAGGCAUUGGAGGUUUGUUCCAAUGGCCAUAUUCUUGUUAGUCCAUUUGUAUGUGAUUCUAGUUUUUUUUUUUCACUGGAGAGCAAGUGUGAAUUCAUUUUUUUCCUUUCUGGUGCUAGUGAAAAUUCUAAAUUCACAACCCUUC
Molecule: messenger RNA, 4718 nt
Organism: Solanum pennellii
Lineage: Eukaryota; Viridiplantae; Streptophyta; Magnoliopsida; Solanales; Solanaceae
Exons: 6
Coding region: 995-4402 (1135 amino acids)
Biological process (GO): cortical microtubule organization
Cellular component (GO): cortical microtubule
Source: RefSeq, a predicted model, not a curated record